This is a messenger RNA of Brassica napus (rape), 1938 nucleotides long. RefSeq lists its product as uncharacterized. The record is from RefSeq and is a predicted model, not a curated record. The coding region runs from base 887 to 1711 and encodes 274 amino acids. Lineage: Eukaryota; Viridiplantae; Streptophyta; Magnoliopsida; Brassicales; Brassicaceae. The transcript is spliced from 8 exons.
AAAUGAAACGGAGAUCGGAGGGAGUAGCUUUUAAUAUAAAAUCAUCUUCUUUUUUUUUUUUAUAAAAUCAUCGUUAAUUAAUAGGGGGUUCCUUUUUCAAUAUCAAAAAUUUUAAACCGUGUUGCAUAAUAACGCGUCUGAUUACAAGCUCACUUCCGAAUCAGUACUUUUGAAGAUGAUUGUUAAUUGUGUGAAUAGAUCGUUUAAUUUUAAGAACGUUAAUAUGAUUUGUGCUACGUAUUUCUACCUCUUACAAAACAUAAAAGUAUGUGUUUAGCAAGAAAAUAAUGAGUUUAAUAUUUUUUCAAUGUUUUCUUGUAAAUAAGUUGGUUUAUUCAGUAAAAGACCUUAUUAUUUCGUCUUGUUCUGAGUAAAACAAAUUUCGUCUUGUUCUGAGUAAAACAAAUUUCGUCAUGUUUGAUAAUUUGGUUUACCCGAAAAAACUCCGGUUUAAGUCUACCCGUGCACAUUUUUUACAGCAUACGUACCCAUGCAAAAAGGGUGUCACAUGACUAUUUACCUUUCUGAAAUUUCGGCAUUUCCAAUGGUCAAAGAGUUUUAAUUCAACCAAUAAAAUCUCAAGCGGAGCGAAAUUUAAGUUCAGACAAUAAGUCUUAAUAACUGUCGUUUUGAAAAAUUUCAAAGAGGAGAAAAAGGAAAACAGGAGAGAAGAAGUUUGUAAAUUUUCUACGUUUGUUUCCAGAAAAGUUGGAUGUGUUUUAUUAAAUCUAGCGCGUGAAACGCUAACUUCAUUUUGUUACCAUGUUCUAAUUGGCAUUUUCUGUAGAAAUUUUGUACUUUUUGGGUAAUCUUGAAUCCGAGUGUCCAUAAAGCAGGUUUUGUAUUGAAGAGAUUCGUGUUUUAGUUAGUGGUUAUUUGAAAAAUCAUGGGAAGGUCUCAAGAUAAGCUUGAAAAGAUGCAGCUCCGGCAGAGUUACCGGAACGUAUGGCAGUCGGAUCUCAUGAGCACCGUCACGGCCGAUACUCCAUAUUGUUGCUUCUCGUGUUUGUGUGGACCUUGUGUUUCAUACUUACUUCGAAAGAGAGCACUUUACAAUGACAUGUCAAGGUACACUUGUUGUGGUGGAUACAUGCCUUGUAGUGGUAGGUGUGGAGAAAGCAAGUGCCCUCAAUUUUGUCUUGCCACUGAGGUUUUCUUAUGUUUUGGAAACUCCGUCGCAUCUACUCGCUUUAUGCUGCAAGAUGAAUUCAACAUCCACACAACACAAUGCGACAAUUGCAUCAUUGGAUUUAUGUUCUGUCUCAACCAAAUCGCUUGCAUUUUCUCUCUUGUCGCUUGCAUUGUUGGAAGUGAUGAACUCUCUGAAGCUUCUCAGCUUCUUUCUUGCUUGGCUGAUAUGGUUUAUUGCACGGUCUGCGCGUGUAUGCAGACACAACACAAGAUAGAGAUGGACAAAAGAGAUGGUGUGCUUGGUUCUCAACCAAUGUCAGUGCCACCUGCUCAGCAAAUGUCUCGCGUUGAUCAACCGACCCCUCCAUAUGCCGGUUACCCUCCAGCCACUGGUUACCCCCAGCCUUACUAUCCACAGCCUGGCCAUGGCUACCCUCCUGCGCCAGGCUAUCCACCUCCAGGUCAUGGUUACCCUCCUGCACCGGGUUAUCCACCUCCUGGUCAUGGUUACCCUCCUGCACCGGGAUAUCCACCUCCUGGUCAUGGUUACCCUCCCGCACCGGACUAUCCCUCAAAGUGAGAACCUUAACCGAAAUCGAAAUCUAUAUAUUCAAAUUCAAGUUGUAUUAUCAUCUCAAACCGGUGGGCAGAGCUUUUAAACUUUGAGUUGUCCCUUUAUGUGUUGUGAUUACUUCGCAAUUACUUUUGCUGUUUGGUUUAGGGCCAGGAAGUUUUUAUAUACCGUCCGCUAUGUUGUCUCAUCAGUUUUUCUUUUCUUAAUUUUAUCUAAUGAAGAACCAUUUGAUA